AUGAAAAAACUACAGCCAUUUGAGACCAAGGUAGAUGAAUCACUUAUUGAAGAACUUAAAAAUCGUAGUUUACUAAAAUUCCCAAUAAAUGGGAAUAUAAUCAAACAAAAAGCUCAGGAAAUUGCAAAAAAGAACAGUGUAAAGGAGUUUAAGACCGGUAAUGGGUGGUUAAAUUCUUUUUCAAAAAGAAAUAAUGUUAAAUUUAAAACUCAAACUGGCACUAAAGUUGACGUGUCAGAAAAUGAAAUAAAUGAAAUUCAUGAUAAAUUCAAAGACAAACUUUUUGAAUAUAAUGCAGAAAAUAUCUUAAACACAGAUGAAACUGCAUUGUUCUAUCAGAAAUUGCCAGUUAAAAGUUAUGUUUUUCCUAACGAUUAUAAUACAAAAUUAAAGGAAUUACAAGAGAGAAUUACAAUAUUAUUGACAUGUGCAACUGGUGAGAAGGUAAAACCCCUUUUUAUUGGAAAAUGUCUUAAACCUCAUUGUUUCAAGAAUAUUGACAUUUCAGAACAGGAAUCUAUAUCAUAA
Molecule: messenger RNA, 528 nt
Organism: Octopus bimaculoides (California two-spot octopus)
Lineage: Eukaryota; Metazoa; Mollusca; Cephalopoda; Octopoda; Octopodidae
Product: tigger transposable element-derived protein 4-like
Source: RefSeq, a predicted model, not a curated record